Molecule: messenger RNA, 810 nt
Organism: Pelecanus crispus (Dalmatian pelican)
Lineage: Eukaryota; Metazoa; Chordata; Aves; Pelecaniformes; Pelecanidae
Gene: CFAP107
Product: cilia and flagella associated protein 107
Biological process (GO): flagellated sperm motility
Cellular component (GO): axonemal microtubule
Source: RefSeq, a predicted model, not a curated record
AUGCAAACCUUAUACAAGCUUGUACCAUGCUGCAAGCCCUUAUUUUUAGCUGUGUCAAUAAAGAACAACAUUACUUUGAAUGGACAUCCUGGACAGUUCCAACAAACAGGGAGGGUGGUGCUGGUGAGACAAAGAAAUAUGAUUGCAUCGCAAAAAGAUGGACAGGAUUGGUGGAAAAUUGAACCGAGAUACUCUUCUAAAGUUCUCAUUGGAAACUGGCUGUACGAGAGGCAAAGGUUUAUAAAAGACACCGGGAGCCUCGGCAGCAGCAUAUACAAAACAGACUUCAUUUGCUUCUCAGAUCACAAACCAGACCAAACACUAAGGAGAACCAUGAUGGAGAAAUUUGAGGGCCUGCCAAUACAGCACUUCUUCACCCAUCAUGAGGAACCAAGAAGCCGAAAUUUAGUAUCGGAAUAUGACGAUAAAUACAAUAGACAUGGUUACAACCCUGUGCUGCCUCCCCGCCGCAGCUGGAAUGGACACAAGCUUGCCUGGAUUCCUCAGAAAUCAGAUUUCCCCAUUCUUGAACCACCCACCAACUAUGGCCUUCUUGAUCACCUGAUGAAAAAAUGGCAUGAGAAAGAAGCUGGAGUGAUGAACAGUGUCUACACCAUUUCCUAUGAAAGCCCACCGAUUUCUGCUUUUGCUACUUGUCAACUGAGACAACCAGCUAAAACUCAUGGCCUUCACCGGGGACAUCUUCCCCAAAACGUUAGUAGAAUCCUGGGCUAUGAAGGAGGUCAGAAAUAUCUGCAAGCCAUCGGCCACCUGGUGAGAGACAGAAAAGCAACGGACACCUCUGUAUAA